AUGGGAGAUUUGAUGAAAAGACAAUUCAAUGUUCUAGACUUGUCUGGGCACAAUUUUCUGGAAUGGACUGUUGAUGCACAAAUGAACUUAAAAGCCCAAGGACUGGACCAUACCAUAAAAGAUAUACUGGUUUCAGGCACUACAGAAAUCAAAACUGCCAUCGAGCAGGAAAAGGCCAAAGCCACAGUCCUUAUAAGGCAUCAUUUACAUGAAAGCCUGAAAACUGAAUAUCUGUUGGUGGAAAAUCCCAAAGAGUUGUGGGAUAGCCUUAAAGAAAGAUAUGGACACCAUAAAAGGGUGCUCCUACCAAAGGCUCAAUUUGACUGGACCAAUAUGAGGUUCCAGGAUUUUAAAUCUGUCAGUGAAUAUAACUCCACACUAUUCAAAAUUGUAUCAUUGCUGAAAUAUUGUGACCAAGCGGUCACAGAAGAUCAAAUGAUAGAGAAAACCCUCUCCACAUUUCAUGCGAACAAUAUUGUAUUGCAACAGCAAUACCGAGAGAGGGGCUUUAAGAAAUACUCUGAGCUGAUUUCUAUACUAUUAGUUGCCGAACAUAACAAUGAUCUUCUGUUGAAAAACCAUAAUCUUAGACCAACUGGGUCUAUUGUUAGGUUAUGA
Molecule: messenger RNA, 618 nt
Organism: Spinacia oleracea (spinach)
Lineage: Eukaryota; Viridiplantae; Streptophyta; Magnoliopsida; Caryophyllales; Amaranthaceae
Exons: 1
Coding region: 1-618 (205 amino acids)
Source: RefSeq, a predicted model, not a curated record